This is a messenger RNA of Trichophyton benhamiae CBS 112371, 1563 nucleotides long. RefSeq lists its product as uncharacterized. The coding region runs from base 1 to 1563 and encodes 520 amino acids. Gene Ontology annotation, molecular function: diacylglycerol O-acyltransferase activity. Gene Ontology annotation, biological process: triglyceride biosynthetic process. NCBI's taxonomy places the organism in Eukaryota, Fungi, Ascomycota, Eurotiomycetes, Onygenales, Arthrodermataceae. The transcript is spliced from 2 exons. The record is from RefSeq and is a predicted model, not a curated record. Gene Ontology annotation, cellular component: endoplasmic reticulum membrane.
AUGGCGAUCGUGACUGAGACGGAGGUCAGCCACAGCACCGCAGCAGCGCUCCAGGAAAAGACCAACACCGGGCUCAACGGACGCGGGAACUCGCUGCAUGAGAAGGAGAAGCAGAAUCAGCAGCAGCAUCAUCAUGGGCAGCAUCAGCAGCACCAGCAUCGUUCGGCCGGCCAGAAGCUACGCAGCAAGUACCGCCAUGUCGCGGCGUAUCACUCCGAAGUGAAGCCAUCAUGUCUGAGCCGCGAGACCGAGAAGACCCCCAGCUUCCUGGGCUUCAGGAACCUGAUGGUCAUUGUGCUGAUCGUGAUGAACCUGCGGCUGGUAGUCGAGAACUUCAUGAAGUAUGGCGUCCUCAUCUGCAUCCGCUGCCACGACUACCGCAAGCAGGACCUAGUGCUAGGCGCGGUCCUCUACGCCCUGGUCCCCUGCCACCUGUUCGUGGCGUAUCUCAUCGAGCUGGCGGCCGCCCAGCUGGUGAAGGGGGCGAUUGGACGUGUGAAGAGAGAUGAGGCCUCCUCGUGCACGAGCAAGGAGCUUUCGGCGCUGCAGACGACCUGGGCGUACGUUGCGUUUGCGCAUACGGUCAACGCCAGCCUGUGUCUCCUGGUGACUACGUAUGUGGUCUACUACUAUAUACAUCACCCGGGCAUCGGGACAGUGUGCCAGCUGCAUGCUAUCAUCGUCUGGCUGAAGAACUGCUCGUAUGCGUUUACCAACCGGGACCUUCGACAUGCGGUGCUCAAUCCGUCGCCGGACAAUAGGCUGCCGGAAAUAUACAUGUCUUGCCCGUACCCACAUAACGUCACGAUAUCAAACCUGUCUUACUUCUGGCUGGCGCCGACGCUGGUGUAUCAGCCUGUAUACCCGCGGACCGAGCGUGUGCGGUGGUCGUUCGUAGCCAAGCGGGUGCUGGAGCUCGUUGGGCUGGGGGUGUUUAUCUGGAUUAUUUCGGCGCAAUAUGCGGCCCCCGUGCUGCGCAACUCGCUGGACAAAGUAGCCAUGUUGGACUGGGUGUCUAUCCUGGAGCGGAUGAUGAAGCUAUCGACCAUCUCGUUGGUGAUCUGGCUAGCGGGAUUCUUUGCCUUGUUCCAGUCCUUCCUGAACGCUUUGGCAGAAGUAAUGCGGUUUGGAGACCGGGAGUUCUACAGCGAAUGGUGGAAUAGCCCCAGCGUAGGCUCGUACUGGCGCUCCUGGAACCGACCUGUGUACCAUUUCAUGAAGCGACAUAUCUUCUCCCCGCUUGUUGGGCGAGGAUGGAGUCCGUUUGCCGCCAGUCUUGUCGUCUUCACUUUCUCUGCCGUCUUGCAUGAGGUGCUCGUCGGCAUCCCAACGCACAACAUCAUUGGCGUCGCCUUUGCCGGAAUGAUGCUGCAGCUCCCUCUGAUAGCUGCCACGGUGCCCCUGGAGAAGAUGAACGGCCAGGCCGGGAAGAUAAUAGGCAACUGUGUCUUCUGGCUCAGCUUCUGCCUUGUCGGCCAGCCGCUGGGGGCGUUGCUGUAUUUCUUUGCCUGGCAGGCCAAGUACGGCAGUGUCAGCAAGCAGGUCUUGUCCCAGGGUCCAUGA